ACUUUCAAGGUGUCAUCGCAUAUCUGAAAAUGCUUUUGGAAUUCUUGGAAAUCGAUGGAGAGUUUUUAGAUCAAGAAUUGCUUUAUCUCCUGAAAAAGUUAGCAUCCUUGUUCUUGGUGCUAUUACCUUGCACAAUUAUUUGCGAAGUAAUUCUACUGCAGGUAAGAUUUACAUGCCAGAAGAUCUUUUUGAUCAUGAAGAUCCUGCAGUCACAGGUAAAUUUAUUCAGGGAAACUGGCACAGUGAUGAAGAAUGCAUCUAUUGGCAGGACUUACCUCCUUGUACUGCCCAUAAUUCCACAUUCCAAGCAAAGGAAAUUAGAAAAGAAUUUACCGAAUAUUUCAUGAUGGAAGGUGCUCUAUCAUGGCAAUGA
Molecule: messenger RNA, 373 nt
Organism: Paramuricea clavata
Lineage: Eukaryota; Metazoa; Cnidaria; Anthozoa; Malacalcyonacea; Plexauridae
Source: the annotation of a GenBank genome assembly